AUGGCUGGGGUCUGGAAAGAAGAUGGAUCAUACGAGUAUGCCCCUGGCGAGCGUGCCAGGCUGAAAGGCAAAGAGAAAGGCAAGGAAAAGGGCAAAGGCAAAGACAAGGGAAAAGGAGAGAAAGGGAAAGGCAAAGGCAAAGAGAAGGGGAAGGACUCCAUGACUGCGGCAGAGCGCCUCGCCUUCGCACAGGGCGCGUUGUCUGCAGACGGUCCUGCAGCCAAGAAAGCCCGUGUUGGCGAGCCUGGGGCCGCAGAAGAAGAGGAGGAGGAGGAGCUUCCCGAGUUCGACUUCGAAAAGGACUGGAAAGAUAAAUCCGUCGCACUCCUGAACCUCAAGGGAGCAAAGGAUCUCAACGGUCUCAUGGGAGUGGUCAAAGAGUACAACGAAGAAACAAAGCGAUUUCUGGUUUGUGUGGAGGGUGGCAAAGGCGAGAAGAGCAUCAAGAUGGAGAACAUCUUCAAGGUAAUGACUGGAUGCAUCGUGAAGCUCCGCGGCUUAGACUCCAUAGAGCUGAACGAAGCCAUCGGAGAAUGUGGGCGGCUUGAUGUAGAGAACCUGAGAUACGACAUCACACUGUCUGACGGACGUCAUGUCAAAGCGAAACCUGCCAACGUCGAGCUGGUGGCCAGAUACGAAUCUUCCAAGGUGGCCGGCGAUUCAUCCCAGAUGGACCGUAUCCGAGCGGCCAAUGGCCUUCGGGAUCGGCUCACUGCCGUGGAGGAGUUCGACUUUCCCGCUCCGUUGGUGCUUCCGGCGAGCGCGCUGGAGGAAUACGCGCAGAAGUUUCCAAAGUCGGUCGUGAUCGGAAAGUCCAACGCUGCAAACCCCAAAGGUGCCCAGGUGCUCGCACGCGAGGUGGUGAGUGCGACAAAAGUCUCGCCGGGAGCACGUCUGGUCUUCAUCUCGGUGCGUGGCACCUACCUUGGCCACAUCCCUGGUGACUUGCAUUCCAAAGUACGUCGUUUCCAUUUGUCUGUGCAUGCAACGAAUGUGUUGGGAACCACAACUAUGGUGAAAAUUGGACAGAAGAUUCCCUUCAAGACCGCAUAUGUUAUUUCGAUUGCGGUGCAACUGCUGAUGAUGCUGGCCUUGCCCAUGCUGGCGUUUUGGAGUGCAGAAGAAGUUCAUGGUGAUCUUGUGACUCCCUCGACUUGGGGCUUUGCUGCCGCACUGGCUUGCUGCGCGGUUUUGGGGUUGGCGGAGUCCUGCUUCACAUCUCUGAUCUGCGGGCUUGCGGGAUCCACGGGAGAUCCUAAGCUUAUGGGCGCCAUCAUGACUGGGCAAGGCAUUGUCGGGGUGGUUCCCCCUAUAUUGCUGAUUUCGUUGAAGUUCUUAUCUGGAGAUCCCUUGAAAUGGAAGUACGAGGUCGUGUUCUGCUUCUUUGGCACCUGUGCCGCAUUGCAAGCCCUUGGCGCGUACCUCGUGCGCUACGUGCCCACCCCUCACCAGGAGAAUGCACGGCCGAACACCACGAUGGUGGAAGUGGUAAGCUUCUGCUCUUACACCAACUCGGAGCCGUCAGACCCCGCUCGGCAACUUAUCUCCGGAGAGCGCUCAUUUGGCCCCGUCCUCAAGGAUGUGAUCCCUCAGCUGGUGAACGUGUCGAUGGUUUUUGUCGUGACCUUUGUGGUGUUCCCCGGUGUGGCCGCAAACUGGUCUCCACAGCUGGACAUUUUCGUCAGCAAAGGUACCUUGGGCAAGGACUGGUAUACAACCCUUGUGGUCGGAAUAUUCCAGAUAUUUGAUGUGGUUGGGCGAUCGACAUUCAAGGCCUUUGAGAAGAUCGGCGUUUCCCCCAAGACGCUCAGCAUUCCGGUUUGGCUGCGCUUGGCCUUCAUUCCAGCCUUUAUGCUGCUGCAGCGAAAACCGAACUCAAUUGCAGCUCCCUGGCAGGAUCUGUUGGCCUUUGCGGUCAUGGCACUUUUUGCUUUGACCAACGGCUGGUGUAGCACUCUCUCGAUGAUGUACGGGCCGCAGCAGGUGUCGCACCCCGCCGAGCAGCAUAGGGCUGGUGUUAUCAUGGAGCUGGGCCUUAUCCUGGGCAUCUUUGCAGGCACGGCACUUGUCCGGGGGCUGGGUGACGGGCGUUUGUCUCCCAGACCCGUGUUCUUCUUGAUCCCCGGGGCGGUCGCCAAGGGCCCUCCGGCAGCAUUGAAUGCGGCCACUUGCGCCUGGCCUCUGUAUGUGGAGCUGUGCACGGACAUGGUGCUGCUCGCAUCAGAGCGGUGGCAAAAAUCACCGUGGGCUCGCAUGGAUGCACUUAUGGCCGUUUGGGCCAAGACUCCGAUGUACUUGCUGCCGGAGAAGUACCAGCCAGCUGUAGCUCUCCCAGAUGCAUCAGCAACAGCUCCAGCGGCUGCAGAGGAGGAUGCGAAGGCCAGUGCAUCCACGGAGCCGCUGAGUUUCAGCGCUGAGGACAAGGGCCGUCCUAGGCCGCAGGCAGACGGCCGUGGUCCUCUGAAAGAUACCAGGAGGAACCUGCUUGAUUUGUGGCAGGGCCUUUCCAACCCCUCGGCGCUGUUGGUCGGCCUCUGUGACAGGGCAGCGGAGGCUGAGCUCCGGAGCUUCGUGUUCCGUGUCGCAGCCACGCUGACAGCUGGAGGCGGAAGGUACUGGCGGCGCAAAGGUCCUGAGUGCAACGAAAGUGCCGCCGGGAGCACGUCUGGUCUUCAUCUCGGUCCCUCGAGACAGGCACAAGUGGAGCCUUCCCAGGCACUGUUGAUUGAGUUCUGCGGUGAGUUGCAGGUUGCGGGUGGUGUCCGCGCUUUUGCACUUUUGAGUUCUGGAGUUCGCUGGAAUUUGGCGGAUGGGAUGCCAGACAAGAUGGACGCUCCACAAAUAGGGAUGAUUUUGGGCAUUCUGACCCUGGCGGCAUGGAACUUCUACCUCACAGCUGUUGGCUUCUUUGAGCUCUGGUUUCCGGGCCACCAGUGGGCCUUCGUCGCGUCCAUGACGUAUCAGGCAAUGAACGUGCUGGGGACCACCACCAUGGUGAAGCUUGGCCAGAAGAUUCCCUUCAAGCCCGCAUACGUGAUGGCGCUUGCGCUGCAACUGCUGAUGAUUCUAGCCAUGCCAAUGCUGGCGUUUUGGAGUCCAGAAGAAGCUACCGAUGAUGUUGUGACUCCCUCGACUUGGGGCUUUGCUGCCGCACUGGCUUGCUGCGCAGUUUUGGGGUUGGCGGAGUCCUGCUUCACAUCUCUGAUCUGCGGGCUUGCGGGAUCCACGGGAGAUCCCAAGCUUAUGGGCGCCAUCAUGACUGGGCAAGGCAUUGUCGGGGUGCUUCCCCCCAUAUUGAUGCUGUCGCUGAAGUUUUUAUCUGGGGAUCCCAUGAAAUGGAAGUACGAGGUCGUGUUCUGCUUCUUCGGCACCUGUGCCGCAUUGCAAGCCCUUGGCGUGUACCUCGUGCGCUAUGUGCCAACCUUCCACCAGGAGAACAGACAUGCUGAUGCCACGAUGGUGGAAGUGGUAAGCAUCGGCUCUUUCACCAAUUCGGAGCCAGCAGACCCUGCUCGCCAGCUUAUCUCCGGAGAGCGCUCGUUCGGCCCCAUCCUCAAGGAUGUGAUGCCUCAGCUCGUGAACGUGACGAUGAUUUUCGUGGUGACCUUUGUGGUGUUCCCUGGUGUGGCCGCAAGCUGGUCUCCACAGCUGGAGUUCUUCGUCAGCAAAGGUGCCUUGGGCAAGGAUUGGUAUACAACCCUUGUGGUUGGAAUCUUCCAGAUCUUCGAUGUGAUUGGACGAUCGACGCCCAAGGCGCUCGAGAAGAUGGGAGUUUCCCCGAAGAGGCUCGGUAUUCCGGUGUGGCUUCGUUUGGCCUUCAUCCCGGCAUUUAUGCUGCUGCAGCGAAGACCGAACUCAAUCGCAGCUCCCUGGCAGGAUCUGUUGGCCUUUGCGGUCAUGGCACUUUUUGCUUUGACCAAUGGCUGGUGCAGCACUCUGGCGAUGAUCUACGGGCCUCAGCAGGUGUCACUCCCCGCCGAGCAGCAUAGGGCUGGUGUUAUCAUGGAGCUGGGCCUUAUCCUGGGCAUCUUUGCAGGCAGCGUCUUGGCUUUGCUCACACAGCUCGGUCUUCACUGA
Messenger RNA from Symbiodinium sp. CCMP2592, 4077 nucleotides. NCBI's taxonomy places the organism in Eukaryota, Dinophyceae, Suessiales, Symbiodiniaceae. The record is from the annotation of a GenBank genome assembly.